Dromiciops gliroides (monito del monte) is the source of this 7228-nucleotide messenger RNA. RefSeq names its product centrosomal protein 104 (gene CEP104). Gene Ontology annotation, cellular component: cilium. The coding region runs from base 300 to 3110 and encodes 936 amino acids. The record is from RefSeq and is a predicted model, not a curated record. The transcript has 23 exons. NCBI's taxonomy places the organism in Eukaryota, Metazoa, Chordata, Mammalia, Microbiotheria, Microbiotheriidae.
CGGGGCUCGGUUGUCAUGAGAGCCGCGGCGCUGGCCCAGGAGAUGGGCGGAGGUGGCGGCGGCUGCCGCUCCAAGUUACCGGUGCCAGGCCGCCGGGGGCGGCGGCGGAGGAGGCGGCGAGGCCUACGCCUGCGCCUGGCGGACGGGAGCGGUGGCCGCGGCUGUUGCUGCUGAGCAGUUUCUCACUCAGAAGUGCUCAGGAGGGGCUGGAGCAAUUCCCGGGGUGAUCCCAAAGCGAAAGUUUUCAGUAUGCACCUUGGUCUCGAGCCACUGAGCAGUAAGUAGCCCAACUGUACAGAAUGCCACACAAGAUUGGGUUUGUGGUUGUCAGUUCAUCUGGACAUGAAGAUGGUUUCAGUGCAAAAGAAUUAAUGGUCCAUGCACCAACUGUUAAUGGAUGGAGAUCACCAAGAUUUUGCCAGUUUCCCCAAGAAAUUGUCCUUCAGAUGGUGGAGAGAUGCCGAGUUCGAAAACUUCAGUUACUUGCUCACCAGUAUAUGAUUUCCAGUAAAAUUGAGUUCUACAUUAGCGACAGUUUGCCUGAAUACUUUGCACCAUAUCAAGCAGAGCGGUUUCGAAGGCUCGGUUACGUGUCUCUCUGUGACAAUGAGAAGACAGGAUGUAAAGCUCGAGAACUAAAAUCAGUUUAUGUGGAUGCUGUAGGCCAAUUUCUCAAGUUGAUUUUUCACAAAAACCAUGUCAAUAGGUACAACUUAUAUAGCCAGGUUGCUUUAGUGGCAGUUAAUAUUAUCGGGGACCCUGCAGACUGCAGUGAUGAAAGCAAUAUUACCUCCAGAGAGAAGUUGAUUGACCAUUAUCUUGGACAGAGUUCAGAGGACUCGGGAUUAGAUGGAUCAUAUGUUGGGAAACCCGACUAUAUUUCUCCCCUGGAUGAUUUAGCCUUUGAUAUGUACCAGGAUCCAGAAGUGGCACAGAUAAUCCGCAGGCUAGACGAGAAGAAACGAGAAGCUGUGCAAAAAGAGCGCUAUGAUCACGCCAAGAAGCUGAAACAGGCGAUUGCUGAUCUGCAAAAGGUUGGGGAGCGCCUUGGCCGGUAUGACGUGGAGAAGCGCUGUGCUGUGGAGAGAGAGGACUAUGACCUGGCCAAAGAGAAGAAACAGCAGAUGGAGCAGUACCGCACCACAGUCUACCAGCAGCUGGAACUUCACAAUCUUCUGGACUCUGAGAUGAUUCGAAAACCUUUUGAUUUUCCCCUCACGCCUCUGGUCCGUUCUGGCAGCCCCUGCCCACAGAAAUCGGCAAAGUCACCAUUGCGCCGGGAGGAACGAACAGGAGAAAAAGCCUCCAUGGAACCGGUCCCCCCAGCCAAGACUCAGCUUCACAAUUCUCUGAAUGUUCCCCCUAAGCAGCAGGCCACUGUGGGCCAGCUAUCAGCCUCAGAAUCUCUCUCAAAGAUCAAUGUUGAUUUAUUGCCUUAUGAUGAAAGACCUCUUCCAGCUGUUCUUAAACAACAAGGAGAAACUUAUGUAGAACCAGAGAAGGUGGAAGAAGAUGUCAGUAUGCUUCCAAAAGGCAGCACUGCGGGAGAGCCAGAGCCCUUGACCGAGAAAGCAUUGAGGGAAGCCAGUUCUACCAUUGAAGUGCUGGGGGAAACUCUGGUUGCUGGAGCUUAUUCCAAGACCUGGUCCUAUCGAGAAGAUGCAUUACUCUCGCUCUAUAACAAACUGAUGACAAUGCCUGUUGGGACACCAAAGGAAGAUCUGAAGAACCUUCUCAGAGCUGCUAUCUUUCUGAUAAGAAGAGCCAUCAAGGACCUCGUGCCUUCAGUCUUUCAAGCAUCGCUAAAAUUAUUAAAAAUGAUCAUCACACAAUACAUUCCUAAGCAUAAGCUUGGUAAGCCAGAAACCACCCUGUCUGUGGAGAAGACUCUUCCCAAUCUGAUGACCAGAACCGGGGACUCUUCUGCCCGCCUCCGCAUCAUUGCAUCGAACUUCAUUCAGGAACUGGCUCUGUGUAAGGAAAUUAAGCCCCUCCAAAUUAUUCCAACUUAUUUAGUCCAACCAUUAAAACAGAAUUCUUCAACUCACCUGGCAAUGAGUCAAACGGACUUACUGGCACGUUUGUUAAAAGACCUGGGGACUGAGAACUCUGGAUUUACUGUGGACAAUGUUAUGCGGUUUUCAGUGAGUGCUCUGGAGCACAGAAUCUAUGAAAUACGAGAGAUUGCUAUUAAAAUUAUUUUGGACAUGUAUAAGAAGCAUCGGACCCUAAUCCUAGAGUACCUCCCUGCAGACGAUGGCAACACUCGCAAGAACGUUCUCUAUAAGACGCUUUUUGAGGGAUUUGCAAAAAUAGAUGGCAAAAGCGCAACUGCGGAUGGCAGGGCUCAAAAAAGGGCAGCAACAGAAGAAGCAGAAAAACAGAAGAAGGAAGAAAUAAAAGUUCUGCAGGUACAACUGGCGGCAUUGAGAGAGAUUCAGGCAGAAGCUCAGCUCGAAAAGGACAAAGAAAGUGACCCAGGAAAGGUGAAGAACCAAGAUGAUCCUCAAAGGAAAGCAGUUCACCCGAAUGCUCCAGACAUUCCCGAUGAUCAUGCCUCUGUUGCAAAUUAUUUGGAUUAUCUUUGCAUCUUUUGUGGGGAAAGAGAUGACUCAUUCACAGAAGAAGGCUUGGAUCUCCAUUACUGGAAGCAUUGUCCGAUGUUGACAAGAUGUGAACACUGCAAACAGGUGGUUGAAAUAGCCAGUCUGACCGAGCACCUGCUGACAGAGUGUGACAGAAGAGAUGAGUUUGGGAAGUGCCACCGCUGCUGUGAAGCUGUCUUCAAGGAAGAGCUGCCCAGACACAUAAAAAUCAAAGCCUGCAAUCCUGCCAGAUCAGAAAAGCUUGCAAACCGCUGUCCAUUGUGCCAUGAGAAUUUUACACCAGGAGAGGAGGCCUGGAAGUCUCACCUGACAGGGCCAGCGGGCUGCACAAUGAACCUGCGCAAGGCAUACUACUUGCAGAAGACACAAGCCACACAGCUGGGGAAAGCAGUAGACUCAGUGAUGGCCAAAUCGGGCACUUCAGGAUCCAAAUUUGGAAGCAAGAUCCCCACCCCAAAAGGAGGCCUGAAUAAAAGCACUAGCAGGGCAUAUACAAAACGGUGACACUGACAAAUAGUUUGUUUCCCUUGUCUCCAUAAGUGACUGAGAAAGUUUUCUGAUUCCAUAACAUUUCUUGCCAAUCGAGCUUGUGGACACGGCCCUAUCCAGUCCUUCCUUCCUGACUCACAGGUGGCUGCUUCUCUGCCCUAAGCAGCAUCUCCCCGUUACGAUCCCUCAGUCGCUAGUGUGUAGCCACAUGUAUGUACUUGACCAGAUAUAGAGCAUAGGAAGCCUGACGGCAUUCAAACCUUCCCGAUUUCUGAUCCUCUCUUGGAUAACAAAGGAAUGCCAGUGUCUUAGAAUCAGAAGCCGCUGAAGUUGAGGGCUUGAGCAGCAACUAACUGGUAGGACAGGGAGCCAAGCAGUGACACGAUCCCAACAAAACAGCGUCCUUUUUUCAUUGCUCUCAGAAUCCUCAAAGUAAAUAACAUGCAUUUUGCCAACCGAUCUCCACCCAAACUCGCUUCUCUCUGUGUGGUACAACCAAAGUGAUGUUGGAUCAGCAGCACCUCGCUGCCUCUUGGCCCGGGCACAGCCUGGCAUUGCUGAGGGCACUGUUCCCAGUCAUGGUAGAGCUGUGCUCUCUGCCUCUCCUGUCCUGCUUCACUCUUUCUUGUUCCAUUGUUCACAUUCCACCAGAUGUAGUGAGGCGGGGUGACGCAGCGGCACGUUCCUCGCUGUCACAGAAAGCGAUGGUAAGAAAGAGAAUCUCCACAAGAAAGCCACCAAGGAUCCGCUGACCAGUGCUCCCCAGAGCCGGGCAUUUCUCUGCAAGUAGCUUUCUUUCUACCCGUUCUGCAGGCAGCAGGGUUAUCCCUGAUCCUGACUGCACAGUCAGUCCCCCAAAGGUAAAUAUUAGAACAAGACUUGGAUCCACAUCAUGCCUUUGUUUAGAGGGGCUCCAAGGUCAUUAUAUGUGUAAAUAGUCCUUUUUAAAAAAAAAAUAAUGAAAGUGCUUUCUGAUUGAUAUCAUGUGAUCAUCUGACUGCAUGUAAACCAAACUGAUUCUUCUUUAAAAAACAUUAAAUAAAACUGGGGCUGGUUCUGUUUUAAUCUGGCACCGAAUAUCUUCCCCAAAAUGCUUACUCCAUACACAAGCGUGUAUCUGGUAUUUACAAAGCAGAGUCAAGCACAUAUGAUUUGGGACCUUCAUUCCAUGCCCUUGACAUCUGUACCAUAAUUCCAAAAGGAAAUUGACUUUUCAAGAAGGAAAAAAGUCCUUUUCUUUAAUAUGCCAAAUGGUGUAUUUCCAGAUACCUGCUGAAUAUAAGAAGGGGAAAUGCUUUCAAAACAGGCGUGCUCUGACCCAUUUGUCAGACCCUUGGCUGUGCUGAUGCCUCCAUGAACCAGCAGCUUUCUUACUCAGUGGCUGUUGCUAGAAAUCCCUUCUAGAGAAAGAGCGAGCCAUGGAAACCCAGCCAGUAUUUGAUUAACAGUAUGGGUAUUCUGCCUGGAGGUUUUGGUUUUUUUUUAACAACUAUUUCUUAACUAGCCAGUUUUCCAUCUAACAGAUUAACAACCUAGAAAGAAGCUGUCACCAGAUCCUGUGAUAAGAUCAAGAAUCGUGCUUUCCCCUGGAAAUCACACUCCUCUGCUUUCUGAAAAGGCUGACAAAAUGAAUUCAUCACAGGUGGCAGCCACUUGGAGCUUUUAAAAUUGCUAAUUAAGAAAUACUUUAUCUCUUUAUGACAGCGGACAUUUUUCCUGUGGUUCGCUUCUAUGAAACAAGGAAAGUCUAAUAAGCAUUUGGAGGGAGGAAGGUGCCCUUUUUCUGGCUACCUUGGUAAUUGUGAGACUUUGUAAAUCCCCACUUCGGUAAAGCAACACCUUUUAAGACUGACUCAUGGGGCAGCUAGGUGGCGCAGUGGAUAGAGCACUGGCCCUGGAGUCAGGAGUACCUGAGUUCAAAUCCGACCUCAGACACUUAACACUUACUAGCUGUGUGACCCUGGGCAAGUCACUUUACCCCAAUUGCCUCACUUUAAAAAAAAAAAAAAGACUGACUCAUUAUAAGACUGAUGAAAGUAAAAACUACCAUGAAGCUCCCCAUUAAAACAAAGGUAUUUUAUAUCAAAAUACAAAAUAGGACUAGACAGCCCAUAAAAGUCUUAAAACUUUACAGUGAUGAUCACUGUUAGUCUCAGAGAGUCGACAGCUGGCUUUUUCUAAUAUUUUUAAGUGGAAAUAUGCAAAUUGCUCUUUAAGCUAUCCCAUCUUGGCUCAGUGAAGGAGCCCUCCACCCACAUGAGUUUUGCAGCUGUUAUUCAUGUGUUCCAAGGUACAAUUAAGCAGUUCCAAUAUCCAAAGAAUGGCUUUCUUUUUGGUGGGGAGGGGUAAAGGAGAUUCAGGUGAAAGGUAAGGUAUGUUAUAAGUAGGCCAGUGUGGGGUGGGGCUGAAGUUGAACUGUCUGGUUAUUAGGCAAGAAGGAUUGCUUGGUAACAAUUGAUUCCAUUGAGAUCUAUGUGUCACCUCUUAGGCUUCCCUAAAGAAAUUGUGUUUUUAAAGGAGCAGGAGAAGGGGCAAGCAAGCAUAAACCCUGUUAUGUCAUUCAGAAGUAAAACUAGAUCUCAACUGGAAACAUUUGCUUGAUAAAUGAAUUUUCAUUCACAAAUAAGUUGUGUCUACACCAUAGUAUCCUUUACGGUAUGGUUUUUUCCAAGUAACUGACGAUUCAGAGAAUUCUACCUCUGAGUUUUCUGCAACAGAGCUGUUAGGUACAGUUUUAUGUAGCAAUUUUGAAUGUAAUUUUGCUACUUUUUAAUGUCUUAGUUUUCUUUUUGUUUUUAUUUUAGGGAAAUGGUUGGAAGAUAACCAACUCAUUGUUUUGUUCGAGUAUUUAAAACUCAAUCUCUCCCCAUCUUAAGCAUAUUUAAUAAUCUGAUCACCUCAUAAAGUUGUAUAUUUUUAUUCUGAGUUUAAGAAAAUAAUUAUGUUAUUCAAAACUAAGCUUAAGCUAGACCUAUUCCAGGGAGGGGGGUGCUGUUCAAUAGCAUCAAUGCUAACUUAGCAUUAACACCGUAGAAAGUCGUGUGAAAAUUUCUUAGAAAGAGAAGAAAUUAGUGCUUAGUGUUGCUACAGAAAGUUUGCACCGUUAAGUCAGCCUUUUCCUGCAGAACCUCAAAAAACUUCAGAUCUUUGCUAAGGCAAAAAAUUACUGACCAAAUGUAUGAGCAACAUUAGCUCAUUGCUGUGUAAAGACUGUCACGUGUUCACAUAUAUAGGAAUUAUACUUUAGGAUACCUUGGUUCUUUGCAUAAUUAAUUAUAGCUUCCUUUCAUCUUCAGGCGGGGUUCUCCACUAGGGAGUAUAAUUGGUCUGUUAAUCUCUUUUUGCUUUUUAUAUAAAGAUACAUCACUUUAUAAGAAUGGUAGUGUACAGUUUUGUUACCUUAAUACUAGCACUGUAUAUGAUUUUAUAAUUAUGUUUCCAUUUUGAAACCAUAUUGUUUAAAUCUUUAGACACAAACAUAUUUAUUUUAAAUCGAUAUAUAGUCAUUUAGUUGAUAAAAUUUGCUUUUAAAAUGUUCUUAUGGUAAAUGUCAUGCCAUCUCACAUUGUGAAAAUGUGUGUAUACAUGAGAGAGACAGACAGAAGCAGAAAUGGUGCUGUAGAAGCCAUAAAAUAAGGUGAAUUUAAGCUCUAUCCCAUUUAGUAAAGAGUCUUACCUAUAAAAAAGUUCUUUAUGCAAGCUGUUCUGAAUGAGGUUUUCAUUUUUUGCAAAAGCAAUUUACUUUGAAAAAGUAAAUCAAUUCAAAGAACAGCCCAGUUACCUCUUAUUGGACACUUUAAAUCCAUGGUAUUUGGAUGUUCCUUAAAACAUUCUUGCUUCUCCUCAUUCACCAAAUUUGGGGAUUGAUCUCACUGCCUUACCUUUAGUGACCAGAGGCCGAAAUCCCGUGGAUGGGAUGAGGAGGCCGUGGGUAGGAGAAAUAGUGAGAUGGUGGCUAUGCAGCACUGACUCUCCUAUGUCCUUGCCAGGGUUUUAGAUGGCCCAUCAAUGAUGCAGUAAUUAAAGGGAACAUUGUGUGUGUGUACCUACCCACAGGACUUCGGGAAGAAAAACAACUGUCUUUGAACAAUGUUGGGAAUCCCAGUGCAAAUAAAUCCUGAGCAUUAUAUGAA